AUGGAAAGACUAGGGCGAUCAAGCCUGUGGCUGCGCCAGGAGCUGUCGUCCCCGCGCCCGCAGAUUCUGCUGCUGGACUGCCGCAGCCAGGAGCUGUAUGAAUCGGCGCGCGUCCGCGGGGCGCUGAACGUGUCCCUGCCCUCGCUGAUGCUGCGCCGCCUGCGGAGAGGGAGUCUGUCGGUGCGGUCGCUCUUGCCUGGGCCACCGCUGCAGCCUCCUCCCCCUGCUCCUGUGCUCCUGUACGACCAGGGUAGUGGCCUGUGCCUGCGUGGAGAUGCCGGGGCCGAUGUUUGUGCUGGGGCCGAGGCCCGAGUUGAGGCCGAGGUCGGGGCGGGAGCUGAGGUCGGGGCCAGAGCUGAGGUCGGGGCCGGAGCUGAGGUCGGGGCCGAAGCCGGGACCGAAGCCGGGACCGAAGAAUGGGAUGCUGACUCGGUGCUGGGCAUCAUGCUCCAGAAGCUACGGGAAGAAGGCUACCUGGCCUACUAUCUACAGGGUGGCUUCAGCAAAUUCCAGGCCGAGUGUCCUCACCUGUGUGAAACCGGCUUCAGUGGUCUAGCUGGUCCAAGUGUGGCCAGAGGGCCUAACCCAGUGCCUGUGGUGGGGCUGGGCGGCCUGUGCUUGAGCUCUGAUUUCUCUGAUGCCGAAUCUGAGGCUGACCGCGAAUCUGUGAGCUGUGGCACCACAUCCCCUCCAUCUGGGCAGCUACCACCUGUCCCAGUCCAGAUCCUACCCAAUCUCUACCUAGGCAGUGCCCAAGAUUCAGCUAACUUGGACUGCCUGGGCAAGCUUAACAUCUGCUAUAUCCUCAAUGUCACCCCUAAUCUCCCUAACCUCUUUGAGAAGAAUGGUGACUUCCACUACAAGCAGAUCCCCAUCUCUGAUCACUGGAGCCAGAAUCUGUCCCAGUUCUUUCCGGAGGCCAUUGAAUUUAUUGAUGAGGCCUUGUCUCAGAACUGUGGAGUGCUCGUCCACUGCCUGGCGGGGGUCAGCCGCUCUGUCACCGUCACCGUGGCCUACCUCAUGCAGAAGCUUCACAUCUCACUUAAUGAUGCCUACGACUUGGUCAAGCGGAAGAAGUCUAACAUCUCACCCAACUUCAACUUCAUGAGGCAGCUGCUAGACUUUGAGAGAAGUCUGCACCUAGAAGAGAAUCGUUCUGAGGAGCAGGGCAGUGGGGGAACAGAGUCCACUGUCUCAGACCCACUUUCUUACUUUACUACCCCUACCAGCACCAGUGAUGGGGUCUUUGAGCUCGACCUCACAUAAAGCCCUAUGAGGCUGCUGGGCUGGUCCCUACCUGUG
Psammomys obesus (fat sand rat) is the source of this 1302-nucleotide messenger RNA. RefSeq names its product dual specificity phosphatase 9 (gene Dusp9). Gene Ontology annotation, cellular component: cytoplasm; cytosol. Bases 1 to 1266 code for a protein of 421 amino acids. The transcript is spliced from 3 exons. Gene Ontology annotation, biological process: protein dephosphorylation; negative regulation of MAPK cascade. Lineage: Eukaryota; Metazoa; Chordata; Mammalia; Rodentia; Muridae. Gene Ontology annotation, molecular function: MAP kinase tyrosine/serine/threonine phosphatase activity; protein tyrosine/threonine phosphatase activity. The record is from RefSeq and is a predicted model, not a curated record.